UAGGCCAAGGUCGUUGAAGAUCAACUAAUGUCACCUUGAUUUAUGGAUUAUUGCCAUUAUUGAGUAACAGCAUUUAACAGUUCCUCAAUUUAUGCCAGUCUCGCAGUAUUCAUAUAAUAUACGCACAUAUACACUGUAGGUGCACAGUAUAUUUUACAUUUCAUCAUUGAAGAUUCGAAAAAGCCAGCAUGUAUCACGGUUCCCUAACACACCUUGGAAAACUGUCUAAACCAGAUUUGAAAAAAUUUUUGGAUUCUUUCGAUACAGUAUUAACUGACUGUGAUGGUGUAUUGUGGCUGGAAAACGAACCUCUUCCAGGAUCCGUUGAAGUUAUCAAUCAGUUGAGAGAGGCUGGAAAGAAAAUUAUGUUUGUCACAAACAACUCUACAAAAAUUAGGGACGACUUCGUUGCUAAAGCAAAGAGAAUGGGCUUUAUCGUAGAAAAGGAUGAAAUUAUUUCUACGGGAUACCUUACUGUUAGCUACUUGAAGAGUACCGGUUUUAAUAAAAAGGUAUAUAUUAUUGGAUCCAAAGGACUGGCACAAGAAUUGGAGUCUGCCGGUAUCAAGCACCUAGGAAUUGGGCCAGACGUUCUACAGUAUAACCUUGCCCAGACAAUAGAAACCUACCAACCCGAUCCGGAUGUUGGAGCUGUUAUAGUAGGAUUCGAUGAACAUUUUUCCUACAUAAAAAUGCUCAAAGCUGCAUCCUACCUCAACAAACCCUCCUGCUUAUUCAUAGCAACAAAUACAGAUGAGCGUUUUCCUAUGAAUUCAGAUUUGGUUGUCCCUGGCACUGGUGCCAUUGUUAGGGCUGUUGAAACUGUAGCCCAGAGAGAGGCAAUUGUUGUUGGAAAGCCAAAUGCCUAUAUCUCGCAGGCUCUCAUCAACGAACACGGUGUCGACCCAAAGAGGACAAUUAUGAUUGGUGACAGAUGCAACACAGACAUUCUAUUAGGUACGAGGUGCGGUUUCCAGACUUUCUUGGUUCUAACAGGAGUGACUACUUUAGAAGAAGUAGUGCAAUGGAAAAAAUCUUCCAAAAAAGAUGAAAAAGACUUGGUUCCUGAUGUAUAUUUGGAAAAAUUAGGAGAUUUGUUACCGCUUCUUGACUAGAUCAAUUGUUUUUCAUUUUGGGCGAUUAAAAAAUAUAUAUAAUAUAACAAGGUUUCAGUUCUGAAAAAAAAAAUUAGUUGAAAAUAACUGAAAGACAAGGACACAAUUGCUAUAGCAACAUUCCAAAAAAUCAUGUGACAUACAGAAUCAUCUGUGUUAUUUUAUUGAAUAAAUAAGUUCCUCUGA
This is a messenger RNA of Leptinotarsa decemlineata (Colorado potato beetle), 1301 nucleotides long. RefSeq names its product glycerol-3-phosphate phosphatase. Lineage: Eukaryota; Metazoa; Arthropoda; Insecta; Coleoptera; Chrysomelidae. Gene Ontology annotation, cellular component: cytoplasm. Gene Ontology annotation, molecular function: phosphatase activity. The record is from RefSeq and is a predicted model, not a curated record.